Molecule: messenger RNA, 1872 nt
Organism: Penicillium psychrosexuale
Lineage: Eukaryota; Fungi; Ascomycota; Eurotiomycetes; Eurotiales; Aspergillaceae
Product: ankyrin repeat domain-containing protein
Exons: 2
Coding region: 1-1872 (623 amino acids)
Molecular function (GO): protein binding
Source: RefSeq, a predicted model, not a curated record
AUGGCCCCUGGAUAUCGCAGCACUCCGCAAGGCCUAGUCCCAUUGACUAUCUCAAAGCCCAGCACCAUGUCUCUACAAGCAGGCAGUCAGCCAUGGCACCAAACUACCGCAAUCCGACUAUUAGCUGACUCCCUGUAUGAGUCAACGCGCGUGUCAAUGGCCCUAACGAACCAGGCCCAAAAUGAGCUCGGCCUGCUUCUGACCGUACUAAGCGCGACCGAGGCGUAUACUUCCUCUCUAGGGGCGGAAUGCGUCCAUCUCGCAGUUUUGAAAAAAAGAUUGCACAGCUGCCAUGUUGUCCUGCUAGAAUUGCAGAAGCUGCUUCUACAUCCAGAUGCGCUCGGGGCUCAGAGUCUGGUUUCUGACAUUCGCGCGCGGCUCUCUUCGGUUAUUUUCGGGCUUACCGAGGUGAAUCUGAAUAUGAUGAUAUCAUCACAGAAGAUUAUUGAGCGCGCGCUGAGGUGCUUUAUCGAUGACAUUCGUGCUGGCACAAGGGAGGCCUUGGUUAUUUCUGAUAUUUUGAAGGAUUCCUCGAAGCUUGAGGAAGACAGAAUCUGGGCUCAGUUACAGGAAGAGUUGGUCGCUACUGGUAUUGCUUCGGAUUUGUUGACUCUGAACCGGGACUUCGUUCUCUCGACUUUUCAAAAGACAACAGAGACAUAUGGCCUACUGCCUGCUCACAGAGAGAACACGGCUCCGGUAGAGGAUGUCCUUGAAUCUACGGCACCAUCACAAACUCUGGAAUCGGAACGCCAGAGAAGCCUAGACGACAAGGACUGGCUAGCAGACGAACCAACUGGCCUCCCAUUUCUCCCGCUCCCGCCGAAAGGUUUCUCAUUUUCAGACAAGCGCAGCUCAUAUUCAAUCCAGGAGCAGCCAUAUUCCGAAAAAGAGACAAUACGAGAAGAAAACUUCCCAAUACCAGUGACAUUAGACAUGCAAGAUUGCACAGAUACACAGAAAGAAGCGUUACCAGUCGAAGACUUCCCCAUCCCAGUUCUUACAGAGAACAAUCAAGAUAACGACAUGAACCCCCCAAUACCAGUGACAGAACCUACCCAGCCAAAACCCUCACUAGACCUCCACGCCUUCAAAGUUUCCACACACUCAAAAAAGCCCCGCCGAAUGAGCCGCAUUCUAUGGGAAAUGACCAGCUCAAGAGAACCCUUCAUAGUCGCCAUAAAAGCCAACCAACACCAAACCGUGCAAACCCUCCUUUCCAAAGGCGCCGAUGCCAACACCCAAAAUACCGAUGGCACAACAGCCCUAAUGGCCGCCGUCUCCUUCGGCCACGAAGCCACAACCCGCAUUCUACUAGAAUACGGCGCAGACAUGAACGUACGGGCUCUGAAAGGCGAAACAGCGCUCGGCGUCGCCGCAGCGCGCGGCUUCGACCGCAUCUUGCGGAUGCUGAUUGCCUCAGGCGCGAAUAUCAAUGCGGGUAAGGGGACGGGCGAGACGGCGCUCUCGCAGGCUGCCGCGUAUGGACAGAAUCGAAUUGUGGAGAUGUUGCUGGACUGCGGGGCUGAGAUUGAUGCUGUUAAUAGUACGGGGGAUACGGCGUUGGCGCUGGCGGCGUUGAAUGGGAAUAUGAGGGUUGCGAGGUUGUUGCUUGAUCGGGGUGCGGCGGUCGAUCUUAUGCGGUAUCCUUGGCAGACGCCAUUGUAUAAGGCUGUUCAGUCGAAUGUCCUGGAGAUGGUUAGGCUUUUGAUGGAGCGCGGGGCGGAUCCGUAUGUUAAGGGCGGGAUUCGUCGGACAGAGACGGUUGUGGCUUACGCGGGGAUAAUGCAGAGGAGUGAGAUUUUGGGGGUUUUUGCGCAGUAUGGGUAUUAUCCUGGGGGAGGGGGACCGGUUCGAUAUCAAUAUUUCUAA